AUGGAGCAACAGCUUGUGGGCUCCCUGGGGACUCGCAGCACAAACCCAAACACAGGCCCUACACAGCGGAUCCGCGAUCGGAACGGACAACCGCACCACCCCGCCAAACUUCGCCGAGCUGCCAUAUUCAUCCGUGACAUCCCAUCCAAAAGAGGAAAAACAGAAAACAACAUAGAAGGCUGGGCCGUAAACCUGAUCCCUGCCUCCCGUGGAACAAAAUCGUCCUGGAACUUCACGGUGCUGAGCGGGGAGACCGCCUGUGUGCUGAACCGCUGUCUAGAGCCCACUGCUGUGCAGUGGCCAAACUCACCGGACAGCACAAAGUCACGGCACAAAUUAAAGAGCUGCGAGUUUACUUUCUCACUAGAAGACGGUUUGGAGACCUUUGUGAAAGUGGACAUCAUGGUUCAGGACAUUAACGACAACAAACCUGAGCUGGUGACGGACGACAUCUUUGUGUGUGAGAACGACCGAGCAAACUCGGUGCUGGGGACUCUGCGAGCCACUGAUAAAGACGAGCAGCCGCCUCCUUCAGCUUCAGUCUGGCAAGUCCCAGCUCCAACUUCUCUGUCCGGGACCACGGCAAUAAACGCAGAAGAAACGGCCCCGUGCCUCUCAGAGAUUUCCCGAGGCCCUGGGGAGGGGGGGAGGGGGGGGGGGGGGGGGGGGGGGGGGGGGGGGGGUGAGGUAGUGGUGAGGGAGGGGGGGAGAUGGAAGAGCAGCAGAGGAGAUUGUGGAGGAUGGAUAACAGAGUCCGAUGUACACAGUAUUUAUGAUGCACAGGUUCCUGGGUCUGAAGAUUAG
This is a messenger RNA of Knipowitschia caucasica, 804 nucleotides long. The record is from the annotation of a GenBank genome assembly. Lineage: Eukaryota; Metazoa; Chordata; Actinopteri; Gobiiformes; Gobiidae.